GGAACUGCAGAUGAUCUGCCACCAUCCUCUGCUGGCAUUCGUGGAUGACUUUGGCAUAGGAGCUGGGAUGCAGGUACUUCCGACACCUCAUCUCUUCAUCUUUCAACCGCCCCAAAACCUGGAGGAAGAGAAUGGUGGAAAAGAAAAGGGCUCAGGGGAGAAAUCAGAGUAAUCAGCAACCUCAGUCGGGGCCUGCCAGAAUGAACCUGAUGAUGACAGUCACAGAAGAGAAAUAUCGGCCAGGUGCACCUGUGCCCUGCAUUCAAACACCUGUUUACCAGCAGACCAGCCUCCAGAACCAGUACUGUGGGGUUUUUCAUGGCGCUCCUGUCAAGUCCGUGGCUGAGACGACACAGAAGCUGUUUACGACCAUGACCAGCACACAAACACCACAGCUUCAAUCAAGCGGCUUUCAAUAUUACUGCAAGGAAAACUGUUGUAUGCCCCCACUGUCAGUCCGGUUUUCUCAAGAAGAUCCCUUCAGGUUCCAACCUAGUGGGACACAGAACCUGCCCUCUUCGGCCGUGAGCUGCCCACAAACACCACAACCUCUACCAAGAAGGCUUCAGCACGACACGGAGACAUUGGACUGCCUGCAGAAGAACAGUAAGCCAGCAUUGCCAGGAACCUCAGAUGACAUGACAGCCAGCCAGCUGUGCAACACCAGCUCAAGCCUCCCACAGGGGGUGGCCAAUAUAUCCGUGGGGUCGGCAGGGGCCAGCGCCCAAAGCAACCUGAAACGUGCUAAAGGCAAUUUAGAAAAGAAGGAGCUUCGCUUGAUGAAGAACAGGGAAGCCGCCCGGGAGUGUCGACGAAAGAAGAAGGAAUAUGUCAAAUGCCUCGAAAAUCGCGUGGCUGUACUCGAAAAUCAAAACAAGACUUUGAUUGAGGAGCUUAGAGCCUUAAAAGACAUCUACCGGCACAAAGUCAAGUGAUUUCUUUGAUUGUGUGGACUGUGUUGUUCUGCUUCUGUAGGGUGUCUUGAGGACUCUGGCUUUGCUUAUACAGACACACACACACACACACACGGACGCUCACACACACACUCACACAAAACACUCCUUGUCCUUGCUGUAAAAUGUGUUUACACCAUGAUGUCAAUGUUUCUUGCUGUGAUUAUCCAAAGCGCCACCACCAGCAAAAACAAGAACCUUGUUUCAGGUCAGGGUUUUUAUUAUCAGGGAGUAUUACAAGGAGCUUUUGUCCCUUUGAACAGGGAUAGUGCCAGAAAAUACAGGAAUAGAAGGAAGGACUAUAUGGACCAACUGCAGACUCGCAUCAUCUUACUGGAAAAUGAGAACGAGAUGCUGAAGGCCGAGCUGGAGUGCUUGAGGCCAUACUACCUAUAUCUGUCACAGAGGCCUUCACAGUCCCCAACUUAACUGAACUGCAUUUUACAUUCCUAAUGAUCCUUUUCAGCAUUUGGCUGUAAAGGCUGUAUAAAAAUAUAUAAAUUGAUAGUGUUUGUGGUGGUCUGUUUUUUCUGCUACUAACCUGUGGCAUUAAUAUUUAUGUGGAACUGUAUUAACUUACUGUUUUAACUACGUUUUUUUGCUUCGUCUCAGUAUACAUGGCUGGAUUUAGAACUUUUUAACAAUCUUUUCUGUUGGUUCUUUAUUUCUCCUCCGUAAGUUAACACCUUAGCCGGUGGCUUGCUAUAAUCACACCAUCAAUCAAACGUCUACAUAUUUGUAUGUAUUUGUUUUAAUAAAUUCCUUGCUCAGUC
Molecule: messenger RNA, 1726 nt
Organism: Etheostoma spectabile (orangethroat darter)
Lineage: Eukaryota; Metazoa; Chordata; Actinopteri; Perciformes; Percidae
Product: cAMP-responsive element modulator
Exons: 6
Coding region: 132-935 (267 amino acids)
Biological process (GO): regulation of transcription by RNA polymerase II
Cellular component (GO): ATF4-CREB1 transcription factor complex; nucleus
Molecular function (GO): DNA-binding transcription factor activity, RNA polymerase II-specific; RNA polymerase II cis-regulatory region sequence-specific DNA binding
Source: RefSeq, a predicted model, not a curated record